UGGGGAACGUGGUUUAUGCCGGGAACAUGCGCGGCAUUUCACUAGAUUCUGCACAAUCUGCAGAAUUGCAAACAGUAAUGUCAGCUCUCCCAACAUUCCCUGACGAUAGAAUCAGGAAUGUGGUCAGCGAGAUCAAGGCACUGCUUUGAUUAACUGGCUUUUCUUGGGCGUGCUUGACGGAUACGUUAUACAAAUACACCUCCUCGCGUGACUUAGGGGUCUAGACAUCGCGGCAUGGAAUGGAUAACUGAUCUUUGGGGCGGAUUGUGGUGGUUCAUGGACUGAUUAAAUGAUGUCCAGUCCACUGUUACCUUCAUUGUACAAAGGUAGUCAACUAACCAGCACUUUUAAAGUGAUCAGACCAAACCUAAUAAUAGAUCUAAGUCCUCAGUCAGUUCUUCGUUAGCUCCAUGACUAUCCUUGCUCGGGUGUUUGUUGUGAGACACGGAGAGACGGACUCAAAUUGCAACAGAAUCGCACAGGGUCAGCUAGAUACACAGCUCAAUGCCACUGGUCUUGCACAAGCUGCGAUGACUGCGGAGGCGCUCAAAUCUGUCUCCUUCGACAAAGCUUUUACGAGUGAUCUCCAGCGAGCUUCCAAGACUGCCGAGAGGAUUCUCCAUGGUCACACUGGCAUCGAGCUGGUCCAAGACAGCGCGUUACGAGAAAGGUUUAUGGGCGAGAUGCAAGGCAAGAAGGGGCCAGUCGACAUGAAAGGAUUGAAUGGCUUGUCCUCGAUAGAGACAGACGACGCUUUUGUUCAACGUUGUAUCACUUGGUAUAAUCGGGUGAUAGUACUGACCGUCUCCGUCACCAAACCUGAUGUCCCAGAGGGCCAAUGUCAGAAUAUACUCGUAUUAUCGCACGGGGCGUUUAUAACUACGCUCUUUCGUAUCAUGAUCUCUACCAACUAUGUUACGUGUCCUGCAGAGAUGAAGCUUAGAGGCCUUCCUACAUUAGGCAAUGCCAGUAUAUCCAUAGUAGAAUACAGGACAAUUCCAAGAGGGAAGCAUAGAGAGGUGGAAGGUGACAUAUUGAAGUACGGGGAUAUUUCCCACUUGUGUGGACUGCGUGUCAUGGAAGAAAAUGCAGAUGUAGAAGCCUAGUUAACGCCUUUGCCAAUUGAACACUCAUCUUGUUACCAUCGCACACAUUAUCAGGGACAAUAACAUUAAGAGAAAAAGGAAGAUCCCGCUAUGAAGACAGUCGCAAGAUCAACGGU
Messenger RNA from Suillus subaureus, 1222 nucleotides. Its product is annotated as phosphoglycerate mutase-like protein. Lineage: Eukaryota; Fungi; Basidiomycota; Agaricomycetes; Boletales; Suillaceae. Gene Ontology annotation, cellular component: cytosol. Bases 411 to 1106 code for a protein of 231 amino acids. The record is from RefSeq and is a predicted model, not a curated record. Gene Ontology annotation, molecular function: fructose-2,6-bisphosphate 2-phosphatase activity. The transcript is spliced from 4 exons. Gene Ontology annotation, biological process: fructose 2,6-bisphosphate metabolic process; positive regulation of DNA repair; negative regulation of glycolytic process.